This is a messenger RNA of Alternaria infectoria, 1206 nucleotides long. RefSeq lists its product as uncharacterized. The record is from RefSeq and is a predicted model, not a curated record. The transcript is spliced from 5 exons. Lineage: Eukaryota; Fungi; Ascomycota; Dothideomycetes; Pleosporales; Pleosporaceae. Bases 1 to 1206 code for a protein of 401 amino acids.
AUGAACACGUCAAAGCAGGAAACUGGGCUUCAGGGCCUGCUCGCGGAGGGCCGGGCACUACAGAAGACUUUGGCGACUGCGACGACGGACCACGGCGCGUAUGUAGAGAAGUGCAUCGAAGCGAAUGAGCGCAUUCUUGCCGCCGCAAAGGGUGUGACCACAGCGUCUGUCUCAACUCAAACUGCGUUAGAGGGCGUAGAAGAAGCGAGUACAGUCAGCAUUGCUAGAGCCCCAGGCGGUCAUGCCAUUGUGCUCGUUCUCAUCGAUGGUACAAGCCACCAGUUUCUGGAUGAACUAUACCGCAAUAAGAUGUCAGGAGGAGCUGAGACAGCGAAGCGUCUUCGUGCUGUCGUGGGCGAGAGAGUUGCAGCCAUCCUUCCCGCAGUCGCACGAAGCGGGUACCAUAUCUUCAUCAAGGUUUUCGCCUGCCUGAAGACUCUCUCGACCCGCGCUGCCGCAGCUAAGCUCACGUCUCCGGAGCCUAGAUCCCUUGGGUUUCACUUCGGCGAAUUCACCAAGGUCUCUUCCUUCUUCGACUUUGUGGACACAGGCGAUGAGGGUCAUGUACCGACGAAGAUCAGUGAGUCUGCCGUGGCUGGUACUGUUGCAAAAGCACGUUCCACGAGCAACACAAGUACUUCCACCAGUCUCAUCGAUGUCAGUGGAGAUGUCGAGACUGUGGGGGCUACGUUAUACGAAGGCAAGUUGCCAUCCUGCUACAUUGACGGCCGCCUACCCGUGAAUGCGGCAGAGCAGCGCAUCGACAUUUAUGUGCCCAAGCCACCCGCAGCGGAAAUCGAUAUCUACAAGGCGCACUACAAACGGGAUAAGCUGUGCAACCAACACCAUCUAGGCAAUUCCUGCACCAUCGCAAAAUGUCGAUACUACCACGGCGUGUUGGAACCCGAAGCAUACAGGGCGCUGCAGUACCAAGUGAUUCGCCACCCAUGCAAAAAGGGUGGCCUUUGCAGAUCUUCAAAUUGUUUCCACGGACACGUCUGCCAGAGCGAAAAAUGCGCUGUAGCAGGCAAUAAGGUUAGGGGAUGUAUAAUGCCCGCUUCGAUGCACGGGAUGGAUCUUAAGGUCGCUGACUGGGUGGCCCCAUCGAAUGACAAAGUGAAGAACAAAGCUAGGCUGGCUGCACCGACCAAGAUGGAAGAUCUCCGGCCGUUCGAUGAUAUCGGAGACCUUAUCGACUUUGACUAA